This is a messenger RNA of Drosophila simulans, 1933 nucleotides long. It is a transcript of the gene PICK1, whose product is annotated as PRKCA-binding protein. The record is from RefSeq and is a predicted model, not a curated record. The coding region runs from base 305 to 1825 and encodes 506 amino acids. Gene Ontology annotation, molecular function: protein kinase C binding; protein domain specific binding; phospholipid binding. The transcript is spliced from 3 exons. Gene Ontology annotation, biological process: positive regulation of receptor internalization; intracellular protein transport; receptor clustering. Lineage: Eukaryota; Metazoa; Arthropoda; Insecta; Diptera; Drosophilidae. Gene Ontology annotation, cellular component: neuron projection; trans-Golgi network membrane; postsynaptic density.
AACGAGCGACCACAGUACUAUAUCCUUUUGUUGUAUAGUAAGAACUACAGAACUAGAACUAACAAAAUUGUUGUUUAUUUAGUUUAUUAAUUCCACCGAAAAAGGACAGAUGUGAAUUUCCUUUGUAGAGCCUUAGAUGCUUAUACUUAGGCUAGCUAGUAUGCAAACUAUAUUGAAUUCGAGGUGUCCUUUGGCUUUCCAAGUCCCAUCCUUCGAAAUCGUUAGUAUCACGAUGCCUUAGAAUAAACUGCCCCGAUCAACAGUUUUCCCCAAAACAGCCCUAGCCAAACUUGAUAAUAAUCCAAUGGCCUUGCUAGAACUGGUAACAUGGCUAAUUAGAAAAACGCACCAAUCGAUGGGCAUGACUGUCAGCACGAAUGCUGUCGUCAUCACAAAGGAUCAGAGCAACCUGAUUGGCAUCAGCAUUGGAGGUGGAGCACCCAUGUGUCCAUGUCUGUAUAUCGUGCAGAUCUUCGAUGGAACACCCGCUGCUCGUGAGGGAUCCCUGCAAUCCGGAGAUGAACUGUUGGCUGUGAACUCGGUGAGCGUGAAGGGCAAGACGAAGGUGGAGGUGGCUAAGAUGAUCCAGACGGCCACCGACGAGGUGGUGAUCCAUUACAACAAGCUGCACGCCGAUCCCGAACAGGGCAAGACACUGGACAUCAUCCUCAAGAAGCUGAAGCAUCGGAUUGUGGACAAUUUGUCCAGCAAUACGGCGGAUACGCUGGGUCUAUCCCGCGCCAUACUGUGCAAUGAUUCGCUGGUCAAGCGACUGGAGGAGCUCGAGGGCACCGAACUGAUGUACAAGGGACUCGUGGAGCAUGCUCGUCGGAUGCUCAAGGCCUACUACGAUCUCCUGCAGACGUAUAAGUCCUUUGGGGAUUGUUUCACCCAAAUAUCGGUCCAUGAACCGCAACAGCGGGCAUCGGAGGCGUUUCGAACGUUCGGCGAAUUCCAUCGCACCUUGGAGAAGGAUGGCUUGGGCAUCAUCAAACAGAUAAAGCCAGUGCUGGCCGAUCUGGGAACGUAUCUGAAUAAAGCCAUUCCGGACACCAAGCUCACGGUGCGUCGCUAUGCGGAUGCCAAGUUCACAUAUCUAUCGUACUGCCUGAAGGUCAAGGAGAUGGACGAUGAGGAGCAUGGCUUUGCUGCCCUCCAGGAGCCACUUUAUCGCGUCGAAACGGGCAACUAUGAGUACCGCUUGAUACUGCGAUGUCGCCAGGAUGCACGCAGCAAGUUCGCCAAGCUGCGCACCGAUGUGCUCGAGAAGAUGGAGCUGCUGGAAUGCAAACAUGCCAUGGAUCUGAACAAGCAGCUGCGAAGCCUGCUCGAAAGUUUGGCCGAACUUCACAGGAGUUUGGUGGAUCGACUGGACUCGCUGCCACCGCUCUUUCCCAUCGAAGUGGAUUUCAAGGAGACGGACUUCCAGUACAAGUCGAGCACUCUGAAGCCGCAGGAGUUGGACGAUGAUGAAAUCGAGGCCAACAAUCAUCCGCAUUCCACUCCUUCGCAAGUCGAUUGCGGUUUCGAGGCUGUCGAACAGCCGGCGGCAAUUAUAAAUGUGGAGGCGGCCAAGGCAUCCGUUGAUUCGUCCACCUUCCAAUCCACCAGCGAGAACGAGACGCUGCUCAAGGAACUGGGUCUGUACGAUGUGGAUCUGCUCUCCAAUCCGCAGACCAUUAGCAACCAAAAGGACUCCAUUGCUGCCCAAAAUGAUGGCUACGAUUUCGAUUUGUUCUUGAACCAGGCGACUGCAGCCACCACCAGUUUGGAGCGCGAUCUCAUGUCCUCGAAUGCGGAGGAGAUGGAUCUGCUACUGCAAUAAGCUCCUUAGUACAAAUAUUAAGUGAUGUGUUAGAUAACUAUUAAAUGUUUCAGUAUUUGGUGUAGAUAUCAAAAAAUAUUAAAAGCCUUUCAAUUUAUUAGCGUAAAA